AAGAAUCUAAAACUCAAUUCGUUAUUGAUGCAGUUUAUGCUUUUGCUCACGCUCUACACAAACUUCACAAAGAUCUAUGCUUACCAAGAAGUAAUCAAAACGAUGAAAUCACAUCUGGUUCUGCAAAACGACUCCAUCGCCACAAUCCAUCUGCUUGGUAUCGAAAACCUCUUGAUAGCGAGUCCCACGCAUGUCCCGAAAUGGCAAAUUAUGACGGCAAAGACUUUUACAAUAAUUACCUUUUGAAUGUGUCGUUCAUUGACUUAACUGGAAGUGUUGUGAAGUUCGACCGACAAGGAGAUGGGUUAGCGCGAUAUGAUAUACUUAACUAUCAGCGUUUGGAAAACUCAACCGGUUAUCAAUAUAAGGUCGUUGGUAAAUGGUUUAAGGAAUUGGAGCUCAAUAUAGCGGAUGUUGUGUGGAACAAGGAGUAUGACUUGCCAACAUCUGCCUGUUCUUUACCAUGCGAAUUAGGAAUGAUCAAAAAACAACAGCUUUUCGAACAACUAUUCUCAAAAUUCGAUUGAUGGAAAUAUUAACCGAGGAGUUCAAACCAAUAUCUUAACAUCACGGAAAGUUUUAAAUAGAAUUGGUAUGAAAUUCUUGGAAACAUACGUUUUUAAUUAGCUGUUAAAAAGAAUAACAGCCGUCUUUUGAUUUCGUUAACACAUAGAAUCAUUGAUAUGUAACCCACUUGUGUAAGCGCCCACCAUAAAAUAAUUGCGAACUCCGUGCGCGUCGAAUUUCAGGUGUUCCUUUUCUCUCCGUUUCCUUCCGUAAUCCUUUCGCUCCUCUUUUAUACUCGUUCCUGAGCCUAACAACAGCUUUAUCGUGGU
Ceratitis capitata (Mediterranean fruit fly) is the source of this 836-nucleotide messenger RNA. Its product is annotated as metabotropic glutamate receptor-like. The transcript has 4 exons. Gene Ontology annotation, biological process: regulation of synaptic transmission, glutamatergic; G protein-coupled glutamate receptor signaling pathway. Lineage: Eukaryota; Metazoa; Arthropoda; Insecta; Diptera; Tephritidae. The coding region runs from base 201 to 527 and encodes 108 amino acids. Gene Ontology annotation, molecular function: group II metabotropic glutamate receptor activity. The record is from RefSeq and is a predicted model, not a curated record.